CCACGUCGUCGUCCACGUGCUGGAACAAAGGCGUGCAGCUCUCUUCCUUGCCGACGACGUCUGCAAGCCCGACGAGCUCGCCGCGCGUCGCAAAAUGCAAGCUGCUACAUCUCCCAAUGAGGGGGCGGGGCCAAUGCGGGUGAGAAAGAAACGGCAGAGAGAUCACAAGACGAGACGUGAAGGGCAGGAGGAAGUAUGCGACUUGUCUGCGAAGGUUGGGAAACGGGAGGAGGAAGCCGGUGGCGAGAACGACGAGUCCGAUGGAAAUGUGGUCUCUGAGAGUGUUGAUAUCAAUGGUGGUGCUAGUGUUUUCCCUGAGCAGCUGACGGCAUCAGAAGCAGGAGGGGGUGUGGUUGAUGGUGAUCGUAGUGAUACACUUCAGUGUGCUGUUAGUGACCAGAAAGACGGAAAACGGAUCUCACUUGUUGCAUCGGACGGCUCCAACGACGUACAGAUGAAGGUUGAUGAUACGAAUGAACUGCACUCAAGUAAAUCCAGUAAGAAGACUAAACGUCUCUCGAAGACUUUGGCGAAUAGAACAGAGACGCAAGUUCUCGAUAGAAAUCUGACCGACACUCAGGAGAUGGUUGCCAUGGUUGCCAUAGCAAUAGGUGGAGAUAACUCCAACGGCUUGGCGGAAGACGACGUACACGGCAGUCUGGAAAUGCGGCGUCCCGGUCUGAGAGUAAAGAGAGCGAAAACGUAUGUGAAAGAGAAAGUUAUGUGCGAAGAACUGGAGGAGGAGAAGAGAGCGAGAGAAGACGAGGCGGCGGCGGUGGCGGCGUCACUUGAGGAGGAAAAAUCGAGAAUAAGAAAGCUGGCAAAGAAACGGCAGCGAAUCGUUCUCGAAGUCGGACUUGGUGAAAUCGUGUGGGGAAAGCUUCAGGGAUUUGACUGGUGGCCAGCGAAAGUUACGGGUUAUUGGGAGGCAUUUCAGGACCCUCCGGCUCACGGCAGUGUCUGGCUGAAAUGGUACGGGGACGAGACAUACUCACAACUUCCUGCUUUGGUUGAUCGCAUGGCUCCGUUUGGUCAUUUCAAGGAGAAGUUCAACUUUCUGAAAUUGAGGCAAAUGCAGUAUAGACGAUCGCUUCUGGCGGCCAUCGAGGAGGCUGCACGUCGAGCUCAAAAGGAUUUCAGUGAUGAACGUGAUCCCGACAGUGUUGUGCUCAUUGAUAUCAACACAAGCACAUCAUCAGUCGAGAAUGGAGACACAGACAAGUCGCCUCUGAAACAAACACCAAAAAAGAAGUAUGACUUUGCAAGGAUUCUGCCUGCUCUGAAGGACAUCGAGAAGUUGCUGUUUCAGUGGGCUCUCAAUGGUUUUCUACCAAGCGGUCCCAAUGGCUUUAAGCCAUCACCAGACGACAUCGCUGAGUCAGAUCGGAGUCUCCUACAACAUCAAAACGCCACAAAUUCUGCCACAGUUCCAUCCGGCAUCGUCUCUACUCCUUCUCGUUCAAAGAAACCAAUUCUUCCCACUGGUGUGAGAUCCGUUGAAUUUCAGAUGUCGAGGUCUAAUGGGACUUCAAGUAGUCCGAUGGCAGCGAGCAAAGCGGUUGACGUGAGGAAGAAAGCGAUCAGCAAGGAACAACAGGAUCGUUUGAUUCAAGUGAGGUCUGGAAAGAUUAAGGUUGAAGACUUGUGUCUCGGUUGCGGGUCAAUGCAGCUUGCUACGAAGCACCCACUGUUUAUUGGUGGACUCUGUGCUUUCUGUAAGGACAGUUUCUUGGAGAACUGCUACUUGUUUGACGAAGAUGGCACACAAAUGUAUUGCACUAUUUGCUCUGAUGGCAUGGAAGUGUAUUUGUGUGACUCGCAAGGAUGUGCAAGGGCGUAUUGUGGGCUGUGUAUCGAGAAAUUGUGUGGGAAAGAGGAACUAGACAAGGUAAAGGAUGUGGAUAGCUGGAUAUGCUACAUGUGUAAGCCGGAGACAUGCAGCGGAUUGCUGAAGAUUCAACCGGACUGGCAGCAUCAGUUGCAGGCGAUUUUCCAGUCUGGGACACAACUGGAAUUUGAGCCUUUCCCUCCUUGCAAACCCAUUCCACUCGUCGAACGUAAACCCAUCUCUGUAUUGGGACUGUUCGAUGGCAUCGCCACCGGUCUCAUGGUCUUGAAGGAUCUCGGUUUCGAAAUCGAUAAAUACGUCGCUUCGGAAGUCGAUCUCGAAGCAGUAAAGGUGACACGUGUCCAUCAUAGGGACAUUGUUCAUGUCGGAGACAUCAGGCAGAUAACAGAAGUGUGGAUCCAAGAACAUGGACCGUUCGAUCUCGUCAUGGGCGGAAGUCCAUGCAACGACUUGUCGGUUGCCAAUCCGUUCAGAAAAGGCGUUUACGAGGGCACCGGCCGUUUGUUCUUUGAGUUUUAUCGUUUGCUUUCGUAUGCAAGACCUUCUUCUCACGAUGAGCCACGUCCCUUUUUCUGGUUGUUUGAGAAUGUGGUUUCGAUGCGGGCGGAAGACCGAGACACGAUUUCGAGAUUUUUACAGUGUAAUCCAUUGGUGUUGGAUGCAAGGGACAUUUCACCGGCUAACAGGGCGAGAUACUUCUGGGGUAAUCUUCCAGGGAUGAACCGCCCGGCAGUGCCUCGUCCUACUGAUAAACUCACUCUACAAGAAUGUCUUGAACCGAAUUGCAACAGAGUCGCUCAAGUACACAAAAUCCGAACUGUGACAACAAAGGCUAACUCAAUCAAGCAGACGAGGAAGAUGCUCUUUCCAGUGCAAGACAUUGAUGAAGUGACACAUGAAGAGAAAGGCGACGUUCUGUGGUGUACAGAACUUGAGAGGGCGUUUGGAUUUCCCGAGCACUACACUGACGUGGCCAACAUGGGCAGAGUCCACAGACAGCGUCUACUCGGUAGAGCGUGGAGUGUCCCCGUCAUACGUCAUCUCUUCUCUCCACUCAGAGAUUACUUUAAAUGCAAAUUUGAAGGCACCGCACCAUAAAAGUGGCACCGGGUUGUGCGCAUGCGUGGUUGAUUUUAACGAACACGAAGCUCGGAGUGUCGUCAUGGUUACGUUACACUGUUUUUCUCUCUUUUGAACUGGCGAUGCGUCGGCGUCGUCUUUAUCGGUGGUUUUGAAGGCCGCAUUUGAUCUCUAUUUUACUUUUGUUUCAGAAAGUAAUGUAUUUUUGACAUUAGGAUUAGUUUUGGGUUCGUUUGGAUUGAGUCGGAGCAAACGGUCACGUGUUUCGAGUGUGUGUGUUUUGCUUCCGGCUCGCCAUAGAAAUAAAAAGUUUUGGUUUACUGUUGUAC
Molecule: messenger RNA, 3258 nt
Organism: Corticium candelabrum
Lineage: Eukaryota; Metazoa; Porifera; Homoscleromorpha; Homosclerophorida; Plakinidae
Product: DNA (cytosine-5)-methyltransferase 3C-like
Exons: 22
Coding region: 95-2947 (950 amino acids)
Cellular component (GO): nucleus
Molecular function (GO): methyltransferase activity
Source: RefSeq, a predicted model, not a curated record